Molecule: messenger RNA, 759 nt
Organism: Lizanozyma spartinae
Lineage: Eukaryota; Fungi; Ascomycota; Pichiomycetes; Serinales; Debaryomycetaceae
Gene: IST1
Product: Ist1p
Exons: 1
Coding region: 1-759 (252 amino acids)
Biological process (GO): protein transport
Source: RefSeq, a predicted model, not a curated record
AUGCCUACACCCCCUCCACAGAUCAACUCCACCAAGUUUAAAACGUAUUUGAAGAUGGCGCUUUCAAAGUUGAAGUUCCUCCAAGAUAAGAAAACGGCUUUGGUAAAGCAACAACGUCGUCAAAUGGCCGACCUAUUGGGUCAAGGAAAGGAAACCUCCGCUAAAAUACGGGUUGAGAAUAUCAUUCGAGAUGAUAUCUACAUUGAGCUAUUGGAAUACCUUGAGCUUUACUGUGAACUACUUCUUGCUAGAAUAACGAUGUUGGUGGAUCCGGCUCGAACCACCGUGGACAAAAGUUUGAGCGAAUCAGUAGCAUCUUUAGUGUAUUCGGCACCACAUACAGAGCUUAAAGAAUUGGUACAGAUCCGGGAUGUACUUGUUCAUAAAUAUGGCUUUGAAUAUGGUAGGCUGGUAUUGGACAAUUAUGAGACUUUGGUUCCCCGUAAAAUUUGGUCGCGGUGCGUGGUGGAUCCUCCAAGCGAAGAAUUGGUCGACUUAUAUUUAAGCGAGAUUGCCCGUACAUAUCAGGUGCCGUAUUCUGGGCUUAAAGUCGAAGUGACGGCCGAUGAUGACAAUGACGAUUAUCAGAGUGAUGGUGGUGAAGGUGGUGGGUCCAAAGUAUUGAACCCUCCAUUAUCAACAGAAGGGUCUGGACCUGAGGCAUCGACUAAAUCUACCAAAGUUAUUUCGCAAGCGAAGAAGGAGCAAAAUGAAGUAGACAAUCUUCGAGCACGUUUCGCAGCAUUAAAGGGACCAUAA